AUUCCGUCAGGAUGCAUUCUCGGCCUUGGCACAUGUCUACAAUAUACCCGUUAUAAGUACGGCCACUUUUGCACAACAAACAUUUAUGAGUGAAAUGUUUGGAAUUAUACAACCGUGGUCAUACGUGCCCCAUGGCUAUCUACCGCUAACGGAGCAUAUGAGCUUUUUCGAACGCGUCUAUAACACGUACACUUCAUUGCGCACGGACUUGGACCGCGAGUUUAGGUAUUUUCCGAAAAUGGACGUACUGGUGCAGAAAUACUUCGGACACUUGCCAAUCAAAUUCCCCAGCACCUCCGAAAUGAAUAGAAAUCUCUCAGCCAUAUUGAUCAACAACUAUACGCCAUUGGCGGCAGCUGGACCCACGACGGACAACAUGAUCAAUGUCGGUGGCAUGCAUAUCUAUCCGCCAAAAGCGUUGCCCAGCGAUAUAAAGCAGUUCCUGGAUGAGGCCGAACAUGGCGCCAUCUACUUCAGUUUGGGCAGUCAAGUGCAGAGUAAAGAUAUGCCAGUGGAGAAGUUACGCUUGUUCCUCAACGUAUUCGCUCAGCUGAAUCAGUGUGUGCUGUGGAAAUUUGAAAACGAUAGCCUUCCGGAUUUACCUUCGAAUGUUAUGGUGAAGAAAUGGCUGCCACAGAGUGAUAUCUUGGCACAUCCUAAUGUGCGUGUCUUCAUUUCGCAUGGCGGUCUCUUUGGCUCACAGGAAGCUGUCUACCAUGCCGUGCCCGUACUUGGGAUGCCCUUCUUCUUCGAUCAGCACCUUAAUUUGAAGAAAGCCGAGAACAACGGUUAUGCCAUCAUGCUGGACUUCCACACACUCACCAGUGAGCAGCUAAAGAAUAGCCUCCAACAAUUGUUGCACAACAACACAUAUCGCGACAAUAUCAAACGCUUCUCGAGCAUUUUCCACGAUCGUCCCAUGGGUCCACGUGAGACUGCGCUCUACUGGAUCGAUUACGUAAUACGUCAUAAGGGAGCGCGUCAUUUGCGCGCUGCUGGCUUGGACUUGAAAUGGUACCAAUUCUAUUUGCUGGACGUGAUCGCUCUGGUCGUAGCCGCCGUGGCUGUUGCCCUUGGAGUGCUUGUUCUGUUAGUUCGCUGGAUCUUGCGUCGAAUCAGCGGUGAACAGAUCAAGCAGAAAGUGAAUUAGUAUAAUUCUAUGAAUUGUUGUUGUUUUAAAAAAUUAUGUGGUUAUGUGUGGUUAGUUCUUU
This is a messenger RNA of Bactrocera dorsalis (oriental fruit fly), 1211 nucleotides long. Its product is annotated as UDP-glycosyltransferase UGT5-like. Bases 86 to 1150 code for a protein of 354 amino acids. Gene Ontology annotation, molecular function: UDP-glycosyltransferase activity. Lineage: Eukaryota; Metazoa; Arthropoda; Insecta; Diptera; Tephritidae. The transcript has 3 exons. The record is from RefSeq and is a predicted model, not a curated record.